AUGGUUGCCUGCCAGUACGAUCCCUUUUUGGAUGAUGCUCUAGAACUUGCUAAACGCGCAAAGAAGUUGGGAGUGUCGGUGGAGUUGCAUGUGGCAAGUGGGAUGCCACACGCCUUUCUGAACUUCAGUUUCCUCAACGCCGACUAUCGUCGUGCUACUAUGCACUGCAGCGACAUGAUUGCACGGCUCUUCCGUGGCGAGGUCUAA
Hydatigera taeniaeformis is the source of this 207-nucleotide messenger RNA. The record is from the annotation of a GenBank genome assembly. Lineage: Eukaryota; Metazoa; Platyhelminthes; Cestoda; Cyclophyllidea; Taeniidae.